Messenger RNA from Oppiella nova, 315 nucleotides. The record is from the annotation of a GenBank genome assembly. Lineage: Eukaryota; Metazoa; Arthropoda; Arachnida; Sarcoptiformes; Oppiidae.
AUUCAAACUAAUUAUAAGUUUUCAUUCAUUCGUUGAUUAUAUCGUUUGGUGCGGAGAAUGAGUCAAAAGAUAGGUAUUGUCGGCAGUGGUCUGAUAGGCAGGAGUUGGGCGAUGCUGUUCGCCGCCUCCGAGUUCUCGGUUGCCAUCUAUGAUGUGAUCCACGAGAAUGUGGACACGGCUUUGGUCGACAUCCAGGCUCAGCUCAAUAACCUGGAGUCCAAGGGCUUACUUCGGGGCAAAAUUAACGACAUCAGCUCCAGACGUUACCAAUUGGGUACUAGUAGAUGGUUGACAAUCAAUGACCCCUUCUCUUGA